Messenger RNA from Chara braunii, 1648 nucleotides. The record is from the annotation of a GenBank genome assembly. NCBI's taxonomy places the organism in Eukaryota, Viridiplantae, Streptophyta, Charophyceae, Charales, Characeae.
GCAUUACUAAACCAUCAUGAACAUGGUCUACAUACAGACCAAGUUCAUGGUGUGUGAAAGGUUGACAACCUUAUGAUUGAAUGAUGACACCCCUCUCUGUUGUUAAUGUGCUGGUAUGUCACAGACCUUGCAGGUGUGUAUGUGGAAGAAGAAGAAGAAGAAGAAGAAGAAGAGGAGGACGAGGAGGAGGAGGAGGAAGAAGGAGAAGGAGAAGGAGAAGAAGAAGAAGAAGAAGAAGAAGAAGAAGCAGAAGAAGAAGAAGAAGAAGAAGCGGAAGCGAAGGAGGAGGAGGAGGAGGAGGAGGAGAAGAGGAAGAAGAAGAAGGAGGAGAAGAAGAAGGAGGAGGAGGAGGAGAAGAAGAAGAAGAAGAAGAAGAAGAAGAAGAAGAAGAAGAAGAAGAAGAAGAAGAAGAAGAAGAAGAUGGGAGGGGGUUGGGGGAAGUACAAUGACCUCUAUGUGGGUUGCUUGGGGGGUGACAUUCUGCAUGUGUUUGAAGGACCCAAACCCUCUAGCCGUGGAGUAUCAGCUGGUGAACCGGAGCCACCCUUAAAGAACACACAGGUACGCAGCAGAAGUGAAGGCGGAGCUGGCCAGCCCGGAGAGCCGCCGCAAAAAGGGGAGAGUCAAUCUUCUAUUUCCAAUGAAACUCAACCUGGAAAAAGAGACUCCGUCCUCCCAGGCCUGCUUGGGUUUGACCGCAUGGCAAGAAAGCGCUCGUUAUCGACCAGCUUAAGUACCAAAGAUCCCGCGGGAAAGACGAACACCACUGUCAGUAAAGAACCUAGCCUAGCCCUGAUGAAUCCACCUCCACCUACUCCACUUGUCUGGAUUGUGAAAUCUUCCGGCAAGGUCCAAUAUGCGAUCCACACCCUUCUUUUGGGUAAGGAUCAUGUAGCCAUUGGCGGCAAGGGAGGGGUAAUCAGCUGGCUGAGAGUGGCGAAGAGAGAGAAGUCGUCGGGGGGGGUAUCAAGAAGUAGGGGUGGUGGAAGCCGUCCGGGUACCGGGGAAAUCAAUGCGCAAGAGGGGAAGCAUGGGAUCUUGGAGAGCGAUCGAAGUGGAAGCCCCAGCCACGACAAGGAUAAGAAGACAGCGGCUGAUAGUGAGCGGGCCGGAAGCUCACAGAGGGAGAGAGAGGCCCUCACCCCAAAAACCACUUCCGGACAGGAGUCGACUAGUGGCGUCCGCUUUACGGGGAUCCCAACGGAGAUGAAGAGCAGCACAAGACCUGAAAACAGUUCCAGGGAGGCUGAUAGAGACCAGACGGACGCUUUGGCAGGGUUUGAAAAAGCAGGAAAAUUCCUCGAGGUCUUCUUUACCCUGGCUACUCAAGCAUCGUCAGUGAAAAGCUUGGAGUACAAUGCUGAUGGUUCUCAGAUGCUUGUUGGGACAUCCGAUGGAUUGGUGAUGAUAAUCCGCAUUCAUGUACAUCUGUUAUCACCUCCGAAGCAAGGAACACUAGGCAGACAAGUGUCUACCGUUGGAGGUUCACAGCCUACAGCAGUUGCAGAGGAGCAACUACGGUUCAUGUAUCACAGCGGCCCAGUGACGGGGCUAGCAUCGAUUUGGUAAGACCAUUGGUCUGUAGGAUAUGAUGUGUAGGCCCUAUAGGGUUCAUAAAAUAUUAAAAUAAUAAAAAAUAUAUAAUUUC